CCACACUCGACAUUUACAGCAGCUACCCGGUGCAGUCGGCCAGCCCCUCUACCCACAAUGGCGCAGCCUAUGCUCACUCCAUUCUGGCCCCUCCAUGUCGGACGGUCGGAUGGCAAAGGACAGGUCACUGUCAAAGGCAUCAAGGUCAACAACGGCCCAGACCCCAAACAGCUCGAUCGAACCCCCAACCAGGCCGGACAAUGCGACUACUUCCGCGAAAUCGACCGGGAUGAACCCAAGCACAUGGAUUGGCGGAGGAAACUAGGAGGCAUGCUCCUGAGAGAAAUUGGUGGUGCUGAUUAUGCAGAUCGCGUCAAUAACACUAUACUUUGGAAUCUCCCCGAAGGCUACCGACUAUACGAACAUAUAAAAUCAAAGGCUGACGGCCAAGUGAAGGCGGUCAAAAACCACUCUGGCGGUGGCCACGAUCGACAAGACGCAUAUCUCUACGGUUACCCUCGAGGCCCAAAGAAGCGCUUCAGAAGCCCCGCAGACUUCUUCCCGCACCUCCUCUGGCUAUCUACCGACGAAUCGGGCGACUACGAUAACUGCACAUGCAAGCUAUGUUCUCCAUACCAGCCAGAGGAUGACAAGCCAGCCAAGCAAGAUGUCAAAGCUAUUACAUCUACUCCUGGUGUCAAGAAGGAGGUGGGAAGCCCGGCCGCGACUCCACCCAGGCCUGUUAACCGUAAUCCCAUUGUACAAGUCCCUAUCCGUGCCCCUGCCAUCCCUGCCACAGGCUCGGCUCCGGUACCAAUCUCUUCGAAACCCGCUAUGCAGAAUGCGCCUCGCAUCAAGCCUCCCUCACCAUUAAACUCUUCGCCUCUCCCUCAACCGCGAUCCAUGGAUCAACAAGUGGACAGCCAAUAUGGCAAAUUCCUCAGUCGAACAGGGGAAGUGGUAUGGUUCUUUCGAAACAAAACCCGAGCCUGGGGGCUGGGACUUAUCAUCCAGCGUUGGAUUUCAGAGGGCGGAUCUAGCAAAUGCACAUACUCUAUUCAACCGCUCUCAUAUCCACACAGUUCACUCGAACCAGAAAUAGUGACCACGCACAAUGAUAUCCGGCCGUGGCUCGCUUGGUCCGCUCCAGGAUAUACUUAUCCCUAUCUUCAGAAUUCACUUCUUACUUAUGAGCAAGUUGACUGGGAUGGAUUGAGGGCAGGAAACUACGGGGCAACCCCUGACAGUGUUUGCGAAGUCGACGCUUCGAUCCUAGCCGCAAAGGGAAUUGACUCAACCUACGUACUAUUCGAGCGACUAAAAACGAUCGCCAAUAAAAUGGGUCAAGAAGAGCGCCAUUGGAACGGAAUAUUCUUUGGCGCCGAGAAAAUCUGGAACGGCGAGCCCGUACGUCUCCGCAUUGCCGGUGGCAGCGACAUCAUGGUCGUUACCGCCAUUAUCGAACGUACCGUUCCUAAUCCCGCCCAAUCCGGCACGACCCGUACCAUCAUCGAAGCCAUCGGGGAUAUCUAUGCAUACGCCACACUCCCCGCGCCCGAUCUCUCCUCACCCCCGGAACCCCCUCCAAACAAUAACCUCCCGCUCCGUAUGCGCGAAGACAUGCGCUGGCGAAAUAAUUCGCUCCUCCCGAAUACCCGCACUCUCGCGUAUUGGAAGCUCAUUUCCACGCAGUCUCGUCUCGAUUUCAGUGAUAUCAAAGGUAGAUGGUAUGAAACCAGCAUCGUCUUCGCCGCCCCCUUCCACGAAGCCGUCAAAAAGGGCGAAGGUGGAAACGGGAUCUGGAUGAAUAGUCGCGGGGAUGCAACGGCUAUGGGUUCUAAUCUCGGCACCCGGAAACAAGACCGUAUCGAAGCUUUUGGGAAUGCGAUACCCCAGGGUACACAGUUCGUCGAGGGAUUUGAGGCCCCAAAGGAAGAACUGCAACAACAGCAGCCGCAGGCAAGUGUGAAUGUUCAGGGACAAGGGCAAGUUCCUCAAGUCCAACAUCCGCAUCCACACCCGCACUCGAACCCGCACCCGCACCCACAUCCGCAUCCGCAUCAGCAUCAGCAGGUCCAUGGCUUAGAAACUAUCGGUAUGGAUGCGUCGGUCCAGGAUGGGUUUGCUAUCGAUGAUUUUAUGAAUCUAGACGGUAUGGAAGAGGCAGCCAUGCCAUUUGGGGGGGAAUUUGUGGGCCAUGAGGACGGGUUUCAUUUUGGCUGAUUCCUCUCUUUUUGCUUAGCUUCAUCGUCUCUAUCUACGGAUACUUCGUCUAAUUAUCUUAUCUUGAGAUGUAGUGCCGAUAGGAAGGAGGUGAAAGUUGGAUGGUGAGGGCGAAGGUUAGUUUUGGGGAGAAUUUACAGAAGAGGGCACAGGUAGUUACGGGUGGCGGAGUGAUGGUAAUCAUGAUUCGGAAUCUAGGGAUAUGAGUACCAAUCAAGGAGACGAAUUCUAGGGGAUGUGGUGAGAAGGUUAUCGUUCUUUUGCAUAGCGUUGGUGUUUCUGACUGGAAAAAUGGAAUGGCAUUUCUGGGAAUAAGGGAGAAGGGUCUUCGUCUUCUCAGGAAAAUAUCCAAACGGCUCAUUCUUAUUCCGAAGGAUAGAGGAAGCGGUAUGCAGAUCAUUGAAGUGCGCGGUAGGGGAUGGAUAACUUGACUGCUAACCUUUUGGUGGCGAAGUACAAGGAGAGUAACUAU
This is a messenger RNA of Lindgomyces ingoldianus, 2635 nucleotides long. RefSeq lists its product as uncharacterized. The transcript is spliced from 2 exons. The record is from RefSeq and is a predicted model, not a curated record. Gene Ontology annotation, biological process: silent mating-type cassette heterochromatin formation. Gene Ontology annotation, cellular component: SHREC complex; rDNA heterochromatin. The coding region runs from base 58 to 2163 and encodes 701 amino acids. Lineage: Eukaryota; Fungi; Ascomycota; Dothideomycetes; Pleosporales; Lindgomycetaceae.